GCCAGAGGAGUGUAGAGCUCAGUGUGUGUGUGUGAGUGUGAGAGAGAGGGAGCUCAGUGUGUGUGUGAGAGCUUCACCAAUGACCAGCUGAAAACAACCACUGCUCCGACUCUGAUCCGCGGGGGUGGGAGCGCACAAGUUCGGAUUUGGACUUUUUUUGGGGGGGGGAAACCAUGGGAUUCGAGCUGGACCGCUUCAAGGGGACCGUGGACCCGGACUUCAAAUGCAACUUGUGCAACAAAGUGCUGGAGGACCCGCUGACGACUCCGUGCGGCCACGUCUUCUGCUCCGGCUGCGUGCUGCCCUGGGUGGUGCAGCAGAGCAGCUGCCCCGUCAAAUGUCAGCGGAUCUCCGCCAAGGAGCUGAACCACGUCCUGCCGCUGAAGAACCUCAUCCUGAAGCUGGAGAUCAGAUGUGACAACCACGCGCGGGGCUGCGAUGCCGUGGUGAGGCUGCAGCAUCUGGCCGAGCACACCGAGGUGUGCGACUACAGCCCGGCCAAGUGCCGGAACCGGGGCUGCGGCGAGGUGCUCACCCUGCGGGACGUGGACGCUCACGCGCGGGAGACGUGCGACUACAGGCCGGUGGGGAACUGCGAGGGCGGCUGCGGGCUGAUGCUCACCCACCGGGAGCAGACGUCGGGCGGCCACUGCUGCCUGGGAGCCCUGAAGGCGCACAACAGCGCGCUGCACUGCAAGAUCCUCAGCCUGGACCGGGAGUUCAAGAAGCAGACCAUCAAAGCCAACAAGAGGGAGAAGACGCUGCUGGCGCAACUGUCCUCCGUGCACAGCGAGCUGCAGAUGACUGCGCUGAAGUACCAGAAGAAAUUCACCGAGUACAGCGAGAGGAUCGACUCCCUCACCGAGACCGUGGCUUUCUCCUGCAAGGAAGGCGAGACAAAAAGCUUGACGGUUGUUCUUCUUCGUGAGGGCGGAUCUCUGGGUUUUAACAUCGUAGGAGGAAGGCCAUGCGCGGAUGAUAAUGACGGCACUUCAAAUGAAGGGAUCUAUGUAUCCAAGAUCGUCGAGGAUGGUCCAGCGGACAAGGAAGGAGGCCUUCAAAUCCACGACAGAAUAAUAGAGGUCAAUGGCAAGGACCUGUCCAAAGCCACCCACGACCAGGCGGUGGAGGCCUUCCGCACCGCCAAGGAGCCCAUCGUGGUCCAGGUCCUGCGCCGGGCCCCUCACCCCAAAUCGGUCAGCCCCGCCGCUGACACCCAGGUGUCGGACACCAGCACUCAGACCGACAUCACCCUUCAGCACAUCAUGGCCCUCACCAAGCUGCCUCCUGCUUCACCACCCAUGAUGGAGCUGGAGGAGUAUCUGCUCACAGAGGAGCAUCCUGCAGGACAUGCAUACUUUGACCCCAAUGAUUUCCUGGAGGGCAUUCAGCAGGACAUAGAACGGGAGGAGCUGGAAUAUGAGGAGGUGGAUUUAUACCGAGCCAACAUCCAAGACAAGCUCGGCCUGACCAUCUGUUACAGGACUGAUGACGAGGACGAGGCUGGGAUCUACAUUAGUGAGAUUGAUCCGAACAGCAUUGCUGCAAAGGACGGCAGAAUAAGAGAAGGGGACAAAAUCAUCCAGAUCAAUGGUAUUGAGAUCCAGAACCGGGAGGAUGCUGUAACUCUGCUGACCAGUGAGGGGAACCAGAAUAUCUCCCUGCUGGUGGCCAGACCAGAGAUGCAGCUGGAUGAGGGCUGGAUGGAUGAUGACAGGAACGACUUCCUGGAUGACCUCCACAUGGACAUGCUGGAGCAGCAGCACCAUCAGGCCAUGCAGUUCACUGCCAGCAUGCUUCAGCAGAAGAAGCACGAGGAGGACGGAGGCACCACCGACACAGCCACGCUGCUGUCCAACCACCAUGAGAAGGACAGUGGGGUUGGGCGCACAGAUGAGAGCACGCGGAAUGACGAGAGCUCGGAGCAGGAGAACCUAGGCGAUGACCAAACCACAGCCUCCAACACGCUGGGCAGCUGCAGAAAGCUGACCUACAGCCAGGACACGCUGGGCAGCACCGACCUGCCCUUCAGCAGCGAGUCGUUCAUCUCCACUGACUACACCGACACCGACUUCCUGGGCAUCCCGGCUGACGAGUGCGAGCGCUUCAGGGAACUCCUGGAGCUGAAGUGCCAGAUGAGGAGCAGCGGAGCCCAGGGUCUGUACUGCCAGGGCGGCGGGGCAGGAGGUCAAGACCAGGAGUGUGUGGACAAGGAGCUGGAGCUACUCAAUGAGGAGCUGCGCACCAUCGAGCUGGAGUGCCUGAACAUCGUCCGUGCGCACAAGAUGCAGCAACUGAAGGAGCAGUGCCGUGAGUCCUGGAUGCUGCACGACAGCGGUUUCCACAACUACAAUACUAGCAUAGAAGCUUGUCACCAUGAGCUCUCAGACAUCACAGAGCUGCCAGAGAAAUCAGACAAGGACAGCUCCAGUGCCUACAACACUGGGGAGAGCUGCCGCAGCACGCCUCUCACGCUGGAGCUGUCUCCAGAUAACUCACUCCGCAGAGGAGAAGAGAAUCCGGCCGGGGCAUCUGGCUCUACCAGCAGGUUGCUCAAACCAGUCCCGUCCCCCGUCCAGGAUGCUUCUGGCCCAAGCCGCAGCAGAGGUUCCUCCAAAGAUCAAGAUGGAGCCCCGCAGGCGGAGGGCAAGGAGAAGAAGCUAGGAGAGUCCAGUAAGUCUGGGCGGAGCUAUCCUCAUUCGCCUUACAAGCACGCUCACAUCCCCGCCCACGCCCAGCACUACCAGAGCUACAUGCAGCUGAUCCAGCAGAAAUCGGCUGUGGAGUACGCCCAGAGCCAGAUGAGUCUUGUCAGUAUGUGCCGGGACCCAAUCACAACUAGUGACAUGGAGCAUAAGACGGAGUGGAAGGUGAAGAUCCGCAGCGAUGGCACGCGCUACAUCACCAAGCGCCCCAUCCGGGAUAAGCUGCUGAGGGAGCGCGCCCUCCGCAUUCACGAGGAACGCAGCGGCAUGACCACAGACGACGACGCCAUAAGCGAGCUGAAGAUGGGCCGCUACUGGAGCAAGGAGGAGAGGAAGCAGCACGCCGUUCGGGCCAAGGAGCAGAGGCAGCGCCGAGAGUUCAUGAAGCAGAGCCGAGCUGAUUGCCUGAAGGAGCAGACCUACCUGGAGGACAAAAAGGAGCCCAACAUCAUCGAACUCAGCCACAAAAAGAUGAUGAAAAAGAGGAAUAAGAAAAUAUUCGACAACUGGAUGACGAUCCAGGAACUGCUGACUCAUGGUACCAAGUCACCAGACGGCACCAGGGUUUACAACUCACUCCUGUCCGUGACCACAGUCUAAAUCCUGCCUUGAGUCCAGUGUCAGGCCAGCUAGAGGAGGACGGACUGGAGUGUAAUGGACUGUACAUAGAACACUACCAGUUAGGGUAGAGAUUCCUGCCUCGUUCAAUGUGGCAACAUUUUGUAAAUAGGAAAUAAGGAAAGCCUUUUCUGAUCAGACAUUUUCCACCCCUGCGGUGAAGAGGAGCUCCUGUAGAUGAGGGUUGGACUUGGACAUGAACUCGACAUGGCUAUGAAGAUGAUUUUGGAAACAUUUUUCAGAUUCUUUCAAUAACCUUUUCUACCUUAUUGCUUGCUCUUUUGAAUAAUUUUGGAAACGGAAAAACAAUAUUUGACUUUUUGGAAGGUUUUCAGAAGUGUGUAAAGACCGUGUGCCAUACAGAAAACAGCCAGCAUUUACACUAUUAUACAUUAUUUUGUUUGUACUAUAUAUCUCUUAUCAGUAUUUUACUGUUAUGCAUACUUAAUGCUUUUAUGGAAACAAUGCUUUUUCCCUGCAAGGUAGAACACAUAAUCCUUUUCAAAAGGACUUUUGUAAAUUAAAAAAUAAAAUUUUUGUAACAAAUCCACUUUUUUUAGUUUUAAUUUCUCUCUAUGGGUGCUGAUCUACCAAAGUUGAUACCACCAGCGAUAUAUACCAUCUGUUACAUAAUGCAGAGAAAAACAUAACAUGAUAUCAUUGUGUCUGUACGUAUGUUUAGAAGAAAGAAAGAUGUUUCUCACAUUGUUGAUACUGAAAUGUCUGUUUGUUGAAACACACGUUGUAGUCGCUUUUGCUUUCUUAGGGUUUACAUGUAUUGAGCAGAAUAACAGCAUUACAAAUCCUUAGUUAGCCACACAAUUUGAUGUCUUGUAAAAUGAGAGAAAUAAUAAAUUAUUGUUUUAUAUAUGAUGAGCUUUGAAA
Hippoglossus stenolepis (Pacific halibut) is the source of this 4208-nucleotide messenger RNA. It is a transcript of the gene pdzrn3b, whose product is annotated as PDZ domain containing RING finger 3b. Gene Ontology annotation, biological process: protein ubiquitination; neuromuscular junction development. Bases 174 to 3305 code for a protein of 1043 amino acids. Lineage: Eukaryota; Metazoa; Chordata; Actinopteri; Pleuronectiformes; Pleuronectidae. Gene Ontology annotation, molecular function: protein binding; ubiquitin protein ligase activity. The record is from RefSeq and is a predicted model, not a curated record. The transcript is spliced from 10 exons.